UCUGAGCAUUGCGUUACAAUUCAGUCCUGCUGCGAAUCUUGUGACGUUUAGACGCUCCCCGGUGUUCGCGUUGAAAAGCGCUAGUUUUCAAUAUCUAACAAAAAAAUAACGCGCGCGCUUUUAAACAUUGCAAGUGCCACAACAAAAAAAUAUACAAAAAAUUGACGAAGCUAAUAACAAAAUCAAAUAUACAGAAAUAGAAAUAUAUACAAAGAAUUAGCUUCUUGUGCGGUGUUCUUGGUGAUGUGAUGGGCGCUUGAGCCACGUUCUUUUUUGAAUCAGUCAGUGUAUACUCGUUGUUAAGCCAAACUUAAGCCAAACUGCAAAACUUAAAACAGCCAAAAUGAUGAUGAACGCAUUCAUUGAGCCCGCGCAGCAUCAUUUGGCCAGCUAUGGGCUGCGCAUGUCGCCCAACACCACAACAAGCAACAACAAUCAGCAACAUGAUUUGCAACAGCAACAGCAACAACAGCAGCAACAGCAACAACAACAGCAGCAGCAGCAGCAACAACAGCAGCAGCAACAGCAACAACAGCAGCAGCAGCAACAACAGCAACUGGAGGGCAGUGCCGACUCCACAUCGCUGGCAGCGGCGGCAUAUCAAAAUUCCGGCUACGGUCACUUCAAUAGCUAUACGCCACGUGACUUUUUACUUGGACGACGCGGCGAUGCCUCGGACUAUCCGGCGGCAGCCACAGCGCCAAGCGCUGCCAGCGCAGACUCGAUGCUCUUCUCCAGCUUUCCAGCCCAGGCGGCUGCCGCUGAGUUGAGCUCCAGCUUUGGACAGCAUCCGUUCCAUAGCCAUCACCAUCAUCAGCACCAGAUGCGCAUGGCGGACUAUGCAACGCAUCCGUAUGCCCAGCAUCAUCAUCACAGCAACUUUCCGUCGGCGGUGCAUGCGGCACAUCAUCAUGCCGCUGCCGCCCAUGCCCACGCCCACCAUCCGCAUCAUGCCGCUAUGUCGGCCAUGCAUCCGGCGGGACCGGGCGCUUUUCUGCGCUACAUGCGACACCAGCCAACAUCGGCGGCGUCGAGCGUGAAGCAGGAGAUGCAAUGCCUCUGGAUAGAUCCCGAUCAGCCGGGCAUGUUGCCGCAAUCGCAGCAGCAAUCGGCGCGCAAGACGUGCAACAAGAUCUUUCACUCUAUGCACGAGAUUGUCACGCAUCUGACAGUGGAGCAUGUCGGUGGACCCGAGUGCACAACGCAUGCUUGCUUCUGGAUCGGCUGCUCGCGUAACGGACGACCCUUUAAGGCCAAGUACAAGCUGGUCAACCACAUUCGCGUCCACACCGGCGAGAAGCCCUUCGCCUGCCCUCAUCCUGGCUGUGGCAAGGUGUUUGCUCGCAGCGAGAACUUAAAGAUUCACAAGCGCACACACACGGGCGAGAAACCGUUCAAAUGCGAACACGAGGGCUGCGAUCGGCGCUUUGCCAACUCAUCGGACCGCAAGAAGCACUCGCAUGUGCACACCUCGGACAAGCCCUACAACUGUCGCAUCAAUGGCUGUGAUAAGUCAUACACGCAUCCCUCUUCGCUGCGCAAGCACAUGAAGGUGCAUGGCAAUAUUGAUGAGAAGUCACCGUCGCAUGGCUAUGACAGCGAUGGCGAGGAGAGCUCCAGCUCUAGCAUUGUCACGGGUGGCGCUCAGACGCCGCCCUCGACGCGUUUGGAUGGCAGUGCUGGCAGCAGCAGCGGCGUCAGCAGCCUGAGCGGUGGCAGUGGCAUUAAAUCAUCCCCACACUCAAUCAAGUCGGAGCCGAAUCCGAUGCACAGCGUGCAUUUGGGUGCCUCCAGCAGCGGCAGCAGCAGCACAGCCAGCAGCAGCGCCUCCCAUCUGUUGCAACAGCAACAACAACAGCAGCAACAGCAACAGCAGCAGCAGCAACAACAACAACAACAGCAGCAGCAGCAACAACAACAUCAACUUGCCGCACAUCAGUCAUUGCAUGCCGAAGCGAAAUCUUCGCCUGCGCUUCAGCUGAUGGCAUCCUCCGCGUAUCUGCCACCACCCUUGGGACCACCACCGUCUCAUCAUCAUCAUCACCAUCAUCAUCAGGUGGCUGCUGGUAACUCGGCGGCAGCAGCGGUGGCAUCAGCGGCGGCUGCUUCACCGGGAGCGGCUGCUGCCUCGGCAUCGAUGCUGGCCGUCACCGGACAUCACAGUCAUCAUCUACUUUACCAUCCGGCGGCGCAGCAUCAUCCACCCAGCGACUGGUAUCAUACGGCAGCGCCGGCUGGCAGUGCGGAAGCGAUGAAUCCAUUGAAUCACUUUGGUCACCAUCAUCAUCAUCACCAUCUAAUGCAUCCGGGAGCCGCGACGGCGUAUUGAGAUUGGGAGAACUGGUGGCCCGAGGAGCCGCCGCUGCCGCCAACGCCAGCGGCGACUGCAGUGCCACCAGAAGAUGCAACGUCAACGUCGGCGUCGGUGUCAGCGUCAGCGUCGGCUUCAGCGUCGACGCCAACGCAAGCUCUGGACUGGAUUUGCUGUCAGCGUCUGCAGAAUUUGGCGCUUGUCGCGCAAUGUGAAAACCAAAUAUUUCUGAAAGUUGAAGAAAGCACUUUAAACUUUUUACCUGAUAAUUGAAAAAUUGCUGUUAAACAUACCUACACACACAUACAGACACACUCAAACAUAUACACACACACACAAAAACAUACACAUAACUUACACUUAAAGAAAAAACCAAUUGCAUCAUAGAGUUGAGAGUACUUUAAAAAGCCUAUUAUUAUUAUUGUAAUGAUUAUUAUUAUGUAUUUUAAUAUAAUAUACAAUAAAAACAAAAAACACAACAAUGGAAGUUGCCUAAGUUUUUGCUAAAUGUUAAAUUAAUUUAAAGAAUAGCAUUGUAGUUGCUUUUGUUUAAGUGUGGUGCGAAUCGAAAUAUACUUGUAAAUUAUAAAAAACUAAAGUUUGUAAAAGCUAAAUGUAUAAAAUAACAUAUGAUAUAUGUAUAUGAUAAAAAUUGAUAUAUACAUACAUAAUAAUUUUAUUUAAGCAUAAUGACUAUUUAACUAUUAAGUAUUAGCAAAUUUUUCAAACUGCUUUUCACAAACACAAACACUCAUAAAAUCUAUAUAAAAGAUAAACUCCUCCAGCUAUCUAGUACAAAAAAAAAACUUAAAAAAAAUUUGAUUGAAAAGCUAAUCAUA
Drosophila nasuta is the source of this 3150-nucleotide messenger RNA. RefSeq names its product Zic family member odd paired (gene opa). NCBI's taxonomy places the organism in Eukaryota, Metazoa, Arthropoda, Insecta, Diptera, Drosophilidae. Gene Ontology annotation, molecular function: DNA-binding transcription factor activity, RNA polymerase II-specific; RNA polymerase II cis-regulatory region sequence-specific DNA binding. The record is from RefSeq and is a predicted model, not a curated record. Gene Ontology annotation, biological process: regulation of transcription by RNA polymerase II. Bases 344 to 2329 code for a protein of 661 amino acids. The transcript has 3 exons. Gene Ontology annotation, cellular component: nucleus.